Geodia barretti is the source of this 1567-nucleotide messenger RNA. NCBI's taxonomy places the organism in Eukaryota, Metazoa, Porifera, Demospongiae, Tetractinellida, Geodiidae. The record is from the annotation of a GenBank genome assembly.
AUACUUCUGACCGAAGACCAGCUGACACUCACCGAGAGCCUUGGGGAAGGGGCAUUUGGUCGGGUGUACAAGGGUUCCAUGAGAUGCGGUGACGAUGCACCCAUCGAAGUGGCCGUCAAGACAUUAAAAGGUGUGAUUAUCGCAAAUCAUCGUUAGCAAGACAUUGUGGGUGUGUUUAUGUCUGACUAAUAACAGUACACAGCUACAUAGCCAAAUUAUUUGUUGAUGCAUUCCUUAGUUAUAUGCCUGAUUUGCAAUGCCUUGCGGAACCUUUUUGGUCCAUCUGUUGACUCUGAGACUGUGGACACACCGGCUGUCCAUGAGUUUGAAACACCCAUUAGCCUAUUACCUGCUCCAUUGGUACGUGGUACAUACAUAGCCCCCACACAGAUGCUCUAAAAGAGGGCAGCUCAAAGAAUUGCUGGAAUACCAGGCAUUUUAGCGACAUUUCUGAGCAUUAGUUGGAAUCUAUCAGUGUAUAUAUUCAUGUCAGUGAGUGGAAAUCUUUAUUGAGUCAUGUAAUUACUAACCCUGCUCAUUUUUUCUUGUACCCCCUUACAUUACAUAAGGUUGUGUAGGUGUAAAUCUACCUCCUUGCAUUACACAAGAUUGUGUAACCCUGCUCAUUUUUAUUGCGUACGACAGACAUAUCCCAACCGGAGAACAUUGACAACUUUGUAAAGGAGUCCAUCUUGAUGCUGGGGUUUGACCACCCCAACGUUCUGAAGCUCCUCGGGGUGUGUUUCGACACGUGCGAUCACCUGCCUCUCAUUGUCCUCCCGUUCAUGGCCAACGGUGAUCUCCGCUCCUACCUCAUGUCCAAGAGAGAUCCAUCCGUCUCCAUUAGAAUAACCCACUUCCCAGAGGUAUAUAGUAUACACUAACCCCCAGGGCCAUCCCUUGUUGAACAUUCUGUUAUAGCCCACAUUUUGCAAUGCUGUUUGUUUUCAUGUGUGCAUCGGUCGCAAACUAUUGAAGCCCCGUGAAUGAAAGUCGGUAGUACUCUCAAGUGCAGUAUAACUAAUACUUGUCCACAAAUUUGCAAACACAAUUCAACCUAUUAUGAUAGUCUGGGACUACUAGACUGUGUCAUUUGUGUUUUGUCUAUUAGGUGUAUUUGUAAUGUAUAUGCAAAGAUUAUGCGUGUUUUAUCACACUCAUGAGUGGGGUCUGCAUUCAUACGGUCUGUACUUCAACUCCCACAAUAAUUGUUGUGGUACCCCCAAUUAGUGUACAAUUAGGCGCAACAUAGUUUCCUACUAUGCGAUGCUGCAGGGUCUAGACGAGCAGAGGGCGCUGGGGACGUGUCUCGACGUGGCCAAAGGAAUGGAAUAUCUGUCAAACUCUAGUUUCGUUCACAGGGACUUGGCAGCAAGAAACUGCAUGUGAGACAUCUAUAGCUAGAACCUCACACACAGGUUUUUAAAGGGAAAUAUGUGAUUUAGUGGCCCCGGAAUGUAGCUACCUGAGCACACUACUAAGGGCUCUGAAUCACGUAUUUCCCUUGACUCACAAUAAUAACUCGACUUAGAUGGUCCUAUCAUGUUACAAUAAGCAUCUUUAAUUU